CAGCAGGUACCACAUUGUAGGGGUGAGCAAGUACCGAACCGAUACCGAAAUUUCCCGAAAAAACCGAGAAUACCAAACCGAAAAAUACCGAACUGAAAAAGUACCGAGAAGGAACCGAACCGAAUGGUCGGUACGGUAUUCGGGAACGGUACGAGCAACAAGAAUAAGAAAAGAAAACUCCAACUCCAUGGUAGUAUGUUAAGGAAGAAGAAGAAGGAGCAAGAAAACCAUUCAAGUGUCCAAAAUCCUGAACAUAAGACAAUCAGUCCACUUGAACAUCCGGAAGGUAUUGCAAAGAAAGUUCGGCGUUGGAAUGUUGAAGUUAGUGAGUUAAUCGUCGGAAUCAUGUUUAUCGACAUACCCGAAAUUCUGGACAGCAACUUUCUAUUGACUUCAGGUCCGAUUUACGCUAUCUUACAUAUGUUAAAACGAAAUACUUUCUAUACGAAAGUUGUAGCCUUACAUCUUAGAAAUCCACAGAAUCAAACGGUUUGCAAUUUGGUGAAGAAACGAUGGAGAUAUGCCCAAAUUACCGUAGGUUGUCCAGUUGUGACGGAAAUGACAAAGUUGGCAAAUUACGAUGUUGUUUCCACUCCCGCUCAUCCGUAAGGUUUCGGCCUAUGAUUUCCAGGUCUGUAUUUUUGCGUUAGACUUGUCGAAUCAUUCAUCACAUACGUACAUGAACUUAUAUGUUAAUCCAUAUGUUUAAAUCAUCCCAAAUUAUAUAGGUGAUGCAUAUAUAAGUCAUCUAUAUGUUAAGACCAAAAUGCACCAAAUCCAUAAAAUUAAUAUACACAUAAGUAAAUAUAAACUUUGGGAAUCGACCCAAUAAUAUGUAUAUUUCAAUCAGAGGUGUUUAAAAGACUUAAAGAAGUAUUUUGGACACUCAAAAUAUUAAGAGAAAGUUUCGCAGACCCAAACGGUCGAAGCAAACGGUCGACCGUCGUGUUAAACAUCAAAACGGACUACUACUGUCGAUAGAAUGGUCGACCGCCGUAGCCAAACGGUCGACCGCCGAAGCUCAGCCAAAUGCAGCCACACUGAAGCAGUCAACAACGGUCGACUGCCGGUCAACCACGGUCGAUCGUCACGGUGAUCCGCCAAAUCCGACCUUCUGAAGAUCAAGGUCGACCGUCCCGCCAAACGGUCAACCGUUCCGAGCCCCGUAGCUUAAUUAAAUGAUAUUUUUAUCAGAUUUCACCCAAAUAAAAUAAACGUGGUUGUGCGGGACUUAGUAGUCCGACAACCCUGACCGGGCUUAGUGUACGUACAUGGUAUUCAGACUUUCGAGUACCACCUCUAUUUUUCUAGUCUCCCUCGUGAGACUAAGAAGGACAUGAGUUCGUCGUACCAAAUGGGCGAAUCUCAUAGUUGCAAGGUCAUUCCUUGUUGACUUAGAAUCAUACAGCAUGAAGUCAUCAUCAAGUAAAAUAAUCAUGACUAUGUGUAACAUCAAUUACGCAUCAUGUAAUCCUCAUCAAGAACAAUUAUAUUGAUAACAUAGGCGUCAUGUAAUCAUCAUCAAGAACAAUCAAAUUGAUUAAAUUAAAUGUGCCAUAAUCAUGCAAUUAUCAUUAAAUAUUUAUCAUCAUGAUUCAUCAAAUUGACCAUAGGAUAUAAAGUGUCAUAUCAGGAAUAUUGUUAUACAUUUUUGUGGACAUAUAUAUACGUAUAUGUCUAUGAAUUAUUCUACAAUUCUAGCGUGGUACCACUCAGCGGUUUCGCUGAGCGUGUAGUUUGUAUUUUUCGUUGACUACACGUAGGUAACAAGAAGACAAUGAUGGAACCUUUCCCGGAGGGCAUUGAGUCAGAGGAGAUGCAAGGAUGGCAGGCAAUGUUUGGUCAACAGAUUUUAAAAUGUGUCAUGAUUUGAUUAUUAUUGUACUUCCGCAUUACUCUGAAAAUAUUUUUAAAUGGGUCGCGAUCCAGAGUCUGUAAAUUUAAUAUUUUUAAGUAAUUGUCAUAUUUAAAUGUCAAGUGAAAUUUUUAUUUAACUCUCGUUUCACCUUAAUUCGUGUAAUUCCAGGUUAUACGGAUUGAGGUGUUACAAUCCAAAUAGUGGCCUAGCAUUGGGUGUGAACACCCAAGCUUACCAUCAUACAUCAAACAAGUCUUGGAGUACAUCCUUCACAUUUAAAACGGAAGUUUGAAAUUCGGACAUCACUGAUCGCGCUGUGACGGUAGCGAACUAUCAGCUGACAAUAGCAUACUACCAUCUGGAGGCAACAAGCUACCGGCCGGCAGUUACAAGCUACCGACCAGCGGUAGUAGCCUACCAUCCGUCUAUGUUGAACCUAGUUCAAUCGUACCAGUCAAAAUUCCAUAUCUUCCUAGGCUACUUUCACAUAAUUAAUGGUCCAAACACAUACAUAACUUACCUUAAUAUAUUAUAACCAAACCAAUUGAGUAAUUGACGCCUAAUCAUGCAAUACCUACCCAAAUAAUUCACCAACACUUCUCAAAUCUUCUCAAACAACGAAUUUUAUUUCAUAUAAAUCAAUCAAACAAAAUCAUGAACCUGAAUUUCAAACCCUUACAUACAAUCUAGCACUUGAUGUUCACAUA
Messenger RNA from Cuscuta campestris, 2565 nucleotides. The record is from the annotation of a GenBank genome assembly. Lineage: Eukaryota; Viridiplantae; Streptophyta; Magnoliopsida; Solanales; Convolvulaceae.